Messenger RNA from Paraphaeosphaeria sporulosa, 480 nucleotides. RefSeq names its product multi protein-bridging factor 1. Bases 1 to 480 code for a protein of 159 amino acids. The record is from RefSeq and is a predicted model, not a curated record. The transcript is spliced from 2 exons. Gene Ontology annotation, molecular function: DNA binding. Lineage: Eukaryota; Fungi; Ascomycota; Dothideomycetes; Pleosporales; Didymosphaeriaceae. Gene Ontology annotation, cellular component: nucleus.
AUGAGCGAAGAUUGGGACACAGUUACCAAGAUCGGCUCCCGCACUCGUGGCGGCGCCGCUGGACCCCGCGAGACGGUGGUCAAGGGCAAGAGCGCGCUCAACGCAGCUCAGCGGAGCGGUGCUGUUGUGGCCACAGAGAAGAAGUUCUCCACGGCCAACGCGGGCAGCUCCGGCUCCGAGGGCCAGCGCCUCACCAAGGUCGACCGCUCCGACGACAUCAUCAAGCCCAAGACGGUCGGCAUCGUAGUCGGGCAGGCUAUCUCCAAGGCGCGCUCCGAGGCCAAGAACGACAAGGGCACCACCAUGACGCAGAAGGACCUCGCCACAAAGUGCAACAGCACGCCCACCAUCAUCGCCGACUUCGAGCGCGGCACUGCAACCCCCGACCAGAAGCUGCUCGGCAACAUGGAGCGCGUGCUCAAUGUCAUCCUGCGCGGUGACAAGAUUGGGCAGCCCAAGUUCCCAAACAAGAAGAAAUAG